This is a messenger RNA of Serpula lacrymans var. lacrymans S7.9, 531 nucleotides long. RefSeq lists its product as uncharacterized. Lineage: Eukaryota; Fungi; Basidiomycota; Agaricomycetes; Boletales; Serpulaceae. The transcript has 2 exons. The record is from RefSeq and is a predicted model, not a curated record. The annotation marks the transcript as partial.
AGGUAGAAGCUGAUUGCGUGACUCACGCCGCCAUGCCCACGAAUAUAUCCAGCUACAUGGGCUCGAGUGGCAUUCACAAUGUAAAGUACGCUUUCGGAGGACAUGAGGAUCAGCGGUUCAAAAGGUACGCUGUGAAGCAAAGCCCAUGCAAUGCUGCGCACAGUAUGAUCACCGGGACCGUGCACUGGCAAGCUGACACGAAAACUCUUUGCGGAUCGAGACACCGAAACUACAUUUAAUGCGCCCUUGGUACCGAUAGCAAGUGCCCCAGACCACGCGUGAACCAUUUCCAUCCAGUCAUUCUUCAAGUUAUUAUCGUCCAGAUGCCCUUGCCACAAAGUACUGAGAGAAUCUUCGACCCACGGAAACAAAGCUGAGGAUGAUGCGCCACCUGUCUGAAGAUCUAUUAGCACUGGCGAUCAUGAUGUUUGUCAAGCAAAGAUCCACACGCUAAGCUGUCCGAUGAGUGUGAAAGGAUGAAGACGAGAGCGAUCCCGAAACCACGGUUCCUGUGUUACCUCAGAGUCCAUC